AUGGCCGUCGUUCCCGAGACGCGAUUACGAUAUGAGUUCCCGUACAGAUCGGAGAUGCCCAAAGUGCUUGAGGUCAACAAUCCUUAUCUGAACUCAAUGCUGUAUGAAGCAGCCUCUCUCUAUUCUCAACACCAGACAUCAGGGGCAAACCUAUCCAGACAUCUCGCCGGUCUGGGCUCCGAAGAGCAGAGAAGCCCUUACUUGAAGCCCUUCCAUGCAGCACAAGUAUUCGAUCCUCUGCUUUCUGACGUCAAAGUCUCAGCGUGGACUAGCGUCUGUGGCGACGACAAUCUCAUGCGAGACCUUUUAACUGUACUUUUCCGUUGCGAGUACCAUUUCACAGCAGCCUUCCACAAGGACCUAUUCCUGGAAGACAUGGCAGCGCGUCGCAAAGACUUUUGUUCUUCACUGCUUGUCAACGUGACUCUCGCAUAUGCUUGCGUCUGUUAUCCUAAGUUCACCAACCGUGUCGAGUAUUGGAAUCCGAACACUCUCGCCUAUCGCUUCAUUGCCGAGGCCAAGCGACUAUGGGAGCUGGAGGCUUCUAUCCCACGUAUGACUACCAUUCAGGCAGGUAUCAUUUUUAGUGUCUUUCAUAAUCUCUGUGGUCUGGACGAAGUUGGGAAACCCUAUAGGGUGCAUGCAGUGGCUUUGGCAAACCAGCUUCGUAUCUUCGACACCAUCGACUUUGACCAGAGCAAGAGGGUACAGAGGGGUGUUCUGGCCUGGGCUAUGUACAACUGGGAAACUCUCUCUGCUUUCUCGUUCAUGCUGUCCCCGCUCAUCAAGGAGCUCCCAAAAUGGCCACUUCCAGAUCCUUCAGAAGAUCCGUCGUGGUAUGGCGAAAUAUGGGUCAAAUACCCACUGGAUCACGGCCUUUCAUCGAUGUGUCUUGGAGAAGUCAUCCAUGCUCGGAGCCGGUUCCGGAUCAUCAUGAAUGAGUAUUGCGACGCAGCAUACUCAGAGGCUUCCAAGGUAGGAGUUGACCUGGCCUAUCAGUUCCGUGGGAGGCUGCAAGAAUGGUACGAAAACCUGCCCACAUCUCUAACCCCAAAGAGAAUUGUUCUUCCUAGGCAGAUGCAACUUCAACAUGGGUUCGAAGUCGCUGGCCAGUGA
This is a messenger RNA of Fusarium subglutinans, 1116 nucleotides long. RefSeq names its product nitrate assimilation regulatory nirA. Gene Ontology annotation, biological process: DNA-templated transcription. The transcript has 4 exons. The coding region runs from base 1 to 1116 and encodes 371 amino acids. Gene Ontology annotation, molecular function: zinc ion binding; DNA binding. NCBI's taxonomy places the organism in Eukaryota, Fungi, Ascomycota, Sordariomycetes, Hypocreales, Nectriaceae. The record is from RefSeq and is a predicted model, not a curated record.